AAUUCUUUUCAUAAAUACUUCAAAAACAAACAUUUUUAAUUUAAUUCGAAAAUCUAAAGUUUCUUUCAAAUUCUCUUUAAAACACACAUAGAAACCAAACAAAAAACGACUAUUGCUUUGAAUCCACGAAAUUCCAAAUUCCAACGCUACUCUCACUUUCGACUCAACAACGUUAAUCUCUAACGAAGAAGAACAAUCAGAAAUAGUCACCACAAGUACUAGAAACGAAUAAAAAUGACGCUCAUUCGUUCAUUUGGCAACCAGCUCUUGCAAGGCCUCAAAACACCACUUCUCACAGGGUGUCUCGCGCGUACAAUGGCCAGUCAGAAUAAACAUCCGGGAUAUCGUUCACAGUGCGCAUCGGACGAUCCAAAGUGUGGUAAGAAUAAGCUUAAAGAAAAGAAAGACAAGGGUGAAUGCGAUAAGAAAGAUAAACCUAAGACUUCGAUGUGGUUGAAUCCGGAGUGUUGUCUGGACAUCUGCAAAGAUGUAUUGCCGCGUUUCGAUGAUCUCUACUAUAAACCCUCCGACAAGGCGAAGCGCAAGUAUACGCGCACCUGGAAUGAAUGUCCCGAUUUGAGGAUAGCACCGCGAAAGAUUUGCUGUUUCGAAAAUAUCUCGUUGCCACCAAUAGAACGACGCAAGAAGCGUGGUCAUCCGAAAACGGCAUGUCCUGUUGUGUCCUCCGAACAAGCCUGUUCGGUAAAAUCGAAUAAACGUUGCAUUAAGAUACGUUUGCCCGGCUGCGGUGCGGUGCGUGAUCCACCGAAAUGUUUCGUCAUCAAGGCGCCGGUUAAAUGCCGUAAAAUCUGCACACCAUAUCCGUCAUUUUCGGAAUGCUCACGACCCAAACCGAAACCGCGUCCGCCAGUCGAGUGCAAUUGCUUGGUAGUGGGUCCACUUUGUGGGUUACAUUAGUCGCGAUUUCCGAGUAUGCAUUAAAUAGACACGAUAUUGCCAGUGUGUAGGGCUGCAUUUAGUUCAACUAACUAUUUGUAUAUGUGUAUGGACUCAUUUAAAUGCUUUCAACUGGUGUAUUGCAUAAUUUCAGCUUUCAGUUUCAUGUUUGAAGCUGGUCAUGAUAGUGAAAGCUGAAAUUAUUGAGCAAGCUUAUUUAGUUGAAUAAAAGUAUCGUGAAGUUAUAGUCAUGUAAAAAAUAUGAAGAACAACAGUUCGUUGCAUUUCUUAAAACCUUUCCACUUCCACUUAAUUCGAAACACCCCAAAAUUUGAAAUGUUGAAACGGAAAAUGUAAAAUUAUAAAAAAAGUUCCGAAAUUAAUAAAAGAUAAUAGUAACAGAAACCCCCAA
Messenger RNA from Zeugodacus cucurbitae (melon fly), 1309 nucleotides. RefSeq lists its product as uncharacterized. NCBI's taxonomy places the organism in Eukaryota, Metazoa, Arthropoda, Insecta, Diptera, Tephritidae. The record is from RefSeq and is a predicted model, not a curated record. The transcript has a single exon. The coding region runs from base 235 to 918 and encodes 227 amino acids.